CGGUUUAGAGUGUUUUUAGGAUCUGGGUGUUUCCACUUUUGGAUUUUGUUGACUUAGGCAUAGUCUAUACUCUAAUGUUCUCUCAGCUUUUUUAUCUCUUUUCCAUCAACCUUUCUUAUUUUUUUUCUUUUUAUCUACAUUACAUUUUUGCUGUUUAAUAUUUUUUCAUUUAUUGAUUAAUUCAGCAAUGGAAUCUCUGUGCAUGGCACUCAAGCCAAAUGCCAAUUGGUUUCAUGUUAGGAAAGGUGGUAGUAAUGGACGCUCUCUUUCAUGGGGUGAGAGUAUCAAAGGGGAUCUUAAACGCAGGGAUUUUGCAAGACAAUUAUGGAAGAGUUUGAGAGCUGAAAAUGGUGCCAGGAAAGCAAAGCCUGCUGUUGUUUGCUCUUCUCCAAAUCCAGAUAAUGACACUGAUCCCAUAGAAGAGCAGGCAGCCAUGUUUGAGACUCCACAAGCAGACCCAAAGCAAGUGGCUACCAUCAUACUGGGUGGCGGUGCUGGGACACGCCUCUUUCCUCUUACUAGCAAGAGAGCCAAACCAGCAGUUCCCAUUGGAGGUUGUUACAGGCUGAUUGAUGUUCCAAUUAGCAACUGUAUCAACAGUGGCAUCAAAAAGAUAUUUAUCUUAACUCAGUUCAACUCUUUUUCCCUCAAUCGUCACUUGGCAAGGACAUACACCUUUGGGAAUGGUGUAAAUUUUGGAGAUGGCUUUGUGGAAGUUUUGGCUGCCACUCAAACAUCAGGAGCAGGAGGGAAGAAAUGGUUCCAAGGAACAGCUGAUGCCGUGAGGCAAUUUAGUUGGGUCUUUGAGGAUGCCAAGGCCAAGGAUGUCCAGCAUGUUCUGAUAUUGUCCGGUGAUCAUCUGUACCGAGCAGACUACAUGGAUUUUGUGCAGAAGCAUAUUGACACAGAUGCUGAUAUCACGGUAUCUUGUUUACCAAUGGAUGAUAGCCGUGCAUCGGAUUUUGGAUUGAUGAAGAUAGAUGGAACAGGAAGGAUCGUCCAGUUUGCAGAGAAACCGAAGGGCGGCGAUCUUAAAGCUAUGCAAGGUGAUACCUCCAUAUUAGGGUUAUCAGGCAAAGAUGCUGCAAAAUAUCCUUACAUUGCAUCAAUGGGUGUGUAUGUGUUCAAAACCGAUGUAUUGUUAAAGCUUCUGACACGGAGCUAUCCAUCUUGCAAUGACUUUGGUUCGGAGAUUAUUCCGUCUGUGGUAAAGGACCACAACGUACAGGCAUAUUUAUUCAAUGACUAUUGGGAAGACAUUGGGACCAUAAAGUCCUUCUUUGAUGCCAACUUAGCUCUCACCGAUCAGCCCCCAAAGUUCGAGUUUCACGAUCCAAAAACUCCUUUCUAUACAUCUCCAAGAUUCUUGCCUCCCACGAAAGUUGAUCAAUGCAGGGUUGUUAAUGCCAUAAUUUCACAUGGUUGCUUCUUGCGGGGCUGUAUCGUACAACGCUCUAUAGUCGGGGUGCGGUCACGUUUGGAGUCUGGUGUUGAGCUUCAGGAUACCAUGAUGAUGGGAGCAGACUACUAUCAAACACAGUCAGAAAUGAUGUCUCUGCUAAAGGAAGGAAAGGUUCCUGUCGGUGUCGGACAAAACACAAAGAUCAUGAAUUGCAUAAUAGACAAGAAUGCCAAGAUAGGAAAGGAUGUGAUCAUAUCAAAUAGUGAUGGUGUUGAAGAAGCUGAGAGACCAGAGCAAGGGUUUUACAUCAGGUCUGGGAUCACAGUCAUAAUGAAGAAUGCAACAAUUAAAGAUGGAACCCGAAUAUGAAAUAUCGAAUCGGAUCGAGCUCACGAACUAAAGUUAACAGCUAUAUUCUGCUGAAUUCUUGCUGUGCUGUUUUGCAGUAAAAAUAUAUAUAGGAGUAUUGCUUUGUAUAUGUAAAGUACAAGUUCCUCUGCAAAUUCUACAUAGGAAUUCAACUGCAGUCUUUGCUUAUGUAUUUCUUCUUGAAUAGUUUAAUUCAUUUGAUAUCCAAAAACACC
Molecule: messenger RNA, 1986 nt
Organism: Hibiscus syriacus
Lineage: Eukaryota; Viridiplantae; Streptophyta; Magnoliopsida; Malvales; Malvaceae
Product: glucose-1-phosphate adenylyltransferase large subunit, chloroplastic/amyloplastic-like
Exons: 14
Coding region: 188-1771 (527 amino acids)
Biological process (GO): glycogen biosynthetic process
Molecular function (GO): glucose-1-phosphate adenylyltransferase activity
Source: RefSeq, a predicted model, not a curated record